CUAGGGAGCGUGCAGUAGUCGUCGAGCGUCUCGGGUGCCUGCACUUUCUCCCCGUAUCUUUUUAAAAGUUGAAAGGACUGCACUGUGGGUACCUUAAUCUCCCUUCUAAAGUCUUGUUCCAAAGGAAACAGCACAGCUUUCUCACAAAGAUGGACACACAUGAACCCCAAGACAAAUACAAAACUGUCUGGCUUAUCUUUUUUAUACUGGGAUUAGGAACAUUACUGCCAUGGAAUUUCUUCAUGACUGCCACCAUGUAUUUCACCAGUCGUCUGGCAGACCCUGGAGAAGAGGUGUCAACUGAAAGGAAUUUCCUGCAAACCAAAUUCAAUAACGUGAUGGCACUGUGCGCUAUGAUCCCCUUGUUAGUCUUCACCUGUCUCACCUCUGUUCUACACCACAGAGUGUCCCAGAAGAUAAGGAUCAUGGGUAGCUUGGUUUCCAUCUUGGUAGUGUUUUUGGUGACUGCCAUCCUGGUCAAAGUGCCCAUCACUCCCAUGCCCUUCUUUGUGACCACCAUGAUAAAAAUCAUCAUCAUUAAUGCGUUUGGAGCUGUGCUGCAGGGCAGUCUCUUUGGUAUGGCUGGUCUGUUUCCCGCUGCCUACACCGUACCCAUCAUGAGCGGCCAGGGACUGGCUGGCACCUUCGCUGCCUUCUCCAUGAUUUGUGCCAUUACAAGCGGGUCUUCGGUGAUGGACAGUGCCUUUGGCUACUUCAUUACCGCGUGUGCUGUCAUUGGCCUCGCCAUCCUGUCCUACGUCUUCCUCCCUAGACUUGAAUUUUACAAGCACUACCUGAAGGAAGAGACGAACAGUCCUGCACAGGAUGAGGAGAAUAAAUUGGACUUGCUGCAAAAAGAGAAUGGCAAACAGAUGGCCAGCACUGGUGGGGGCGUUAAGCAGAAUCCCUCCAUUCUCGGCAUCUUUAAAAAGAUCUGGCUGAUGGCCCUGUCUGUCUGCUUUGCAUUCAUCAUCACCAUCGGCCUUUUCCCGGCUGUCACCGUGGAUGUUAAAUCCAGCAUUGCUAAUGGAGGACCCUGGGAGCUGUACUUCAUCCCGGUCUCUUGUUUCCUCCUCUUCAACCUGUGUGACUGGGCAGGCCGGAGCCUGACCGCUGUGUGCAUGUGGCCGGGGAAGGACAGCCGGCUCCUGCCAGCACUGCUCCUGCUUCGCGUGCUCUUCGUGCCGCUCUUCAUGCUCUGCAACGUCCAGCCGCGCUACAACCUGUCCGUGGUCUUCGCGCAUGACGCCUGGUUCAUCGUCUUCAUGAUCACCUUCGCCUUCUCCAACGGCUACCUGGUCAGCCUCUGCAUGUGCUACGGCCCCAAAAAGGUGGCGGCGAACGAAGCGGAGACUGCCGGCGCCAUCAUGGCCUUCUUCGUCUCGCUCGGCCUUGCGCUGGGGGCGGCCCUGUCCUUCCUGUUCCGAGGGGUCAUAUGA
This is a messenger RNA of Electrophorus electricus (electric eel), 1439 nucleotides long. RefSeq names its product solute carrier family 29 member 1b (gene slc29a1b). Gene Ontology annotation, cellular component: plasma membrane. The record is from RefSeq and is a predicted model, not a curated record. NCBI's taxonomy places the organism in Eukaryota, Metazoa, Chordata, Actinopteri, Gymnotiformes, Gymnotidae. Gene Ontology annotation, molecular function: nucleoside transmembrane transporter activity. Gene Ontology annotation, biological process: uridine transmembrane transport.